AUGCAUCUCCAGGCUCUUUUGUCCCUCCUUGUUAAGCCUUCUUGGGUCUCAUGUGUGAUUAUUGGGGGAUCAUUUGCCAUGAAUUACUACGUAUCCCCAGCUUGGCUUGGGGAUAAGAUUUCUGAAUCAGAGGACUUAGUAGAGCCAUCUCAUCUGAGUUUUACUGAGCAAAAUCCAGCCGUCAGAGCCCCCGCGGCUGAGCCAAGUUUUAAUAGCCUCAAGGAAACCAAGAAAGACAGAAACUUCGUUCAUCUCAUUGGUACAGCAAGUAUACCUCUGAAAGCUGAUAAUGAGGAAAGUUCCGGAAUAAGAAAUGUCAAUAAGCACUCGCCUAUAAGCUUGAAUACACCCCAGACGAAUCCGGAGAUCCUCGAAAUCUCAGGCCCAGUUCCAUUUGACAUAGAAAGCGGGGUUACCGAAGAGGCAGAAAGUGGUGAAAAAGCACACAUCGACUCAAGUUCGAUGGGGAUGCUACCAAUUCCUAUCCUGGAUGGCAUCCGGAAUAUUUGGUUCAAAAUUUUCUUGGCCUUGUUUGGGACUCGCUCAUGA
Puccinia graminis f. sp. tritici CRL 75-36-700-3 is the source of this 549-nucleotide messenger RNA. RefSeq lists its product as uncharacterized. The coding region runs from base 1 to 549 and encodes 182 amino acids. The transcript has 5 exons. NCBI's taxonomy places the organism in Eukaryota, Fungi, Basidiomycota, Pucciniomycetes, Pucciniales, Pucciniaceae. The record is from RefSeq and is a predicted model, not a curated record.